AUGCCUUUCUACGCUGAGUCCGACGAGUGGAACGAUGUCGAGCCGAUCCCGCUGGACGAGGGCGGCCCCAACGCCCUCGCUGCCAUCACCUACUCGGACGACUAUGACGAGGCCAUGGGCUACCUGCGCGCCGUCAUGGCCAAAAACGAGAUGAGCGACCGUGCCAUGGCUUUGACCGAGGAUAUCAUCCAGUCCAACCCGGCGCACUACACCGUCUGGCUCUACCGCGCGAAGAUCGUCCUCACCCUCGGCAAAGACCUCCGCGAAGAGCUCGCCUGGCUCAAUGCUGCGGCGCUGCGCAACCUCAAGAACUACCAGAUCUGGCACCACCGCCAGACCAUCGUCGACGCGUUGGGCGACGCGGCGGGAGAGCAGGACUUCAUCGCGCGGAUGCUGACCAAGGACUCCAAGAAUUACCACGUCUGGAGCUACCGCCAGUGGCUGGUGCGCCGCUUCGGCCUGUGGGAGGCCGGCGAGCUCGAGGCCGUCGAGGCCCUGGUGCGCGAGGACGUGCGGAACAACUCGGCCUGGAACCACCGCUGGUUCGUCGUUUUCGGCGGCAACCCAGACGGCUUCUCACAAAAGAAGUUAUUGGACAGGGAGAUAGAUUACGCCAAAGCCGCCGUGAAGCUUGCGCCGCAGAACCAGAGCCCGUGGAGCUACCUCCGCGGUAUUGCACGCCACGCAAAGUUGCCGCUCUCGACAUUCAAGGAAUUUGCGCAGCAGUACGCGUCGGUUGAGAAGCCCGACGAGGUGAGCUCUAGCCAUGCACUCGAUUUGCUCGCCGAUGUCUAUUCCGAGGAGAGCAGCAAGGAGAAGGCCGCGGAGGCUUUGGAUCUACUGGCUAGACGCUACGACCCGAUCCGCGAGAACUACUGGAACUAUAGGAAGUCGCUCUUGGAGCAGCCCGAGGUUGUUGCGUGA
Molecule: messenger RNA, 924 nt
Organism: Diplodia corticola
Lineage: Eukaryota; Fungi; Ascomycota; Dothideomycetes; Botryosphaeriales; Botryosphaeriaceae
Product: farnesyltransferase alpha subunit
Exons: 3
Coding region: 1-924 (307 amino acids)
Biological process (GO): protein geranylgeranylation; protein farnesylation
Cellular component (GO): CAAX-protein geranylgeranyltransferase complex; cytoplasm; protein farnesyltransferase complex
Molecular function (GO): protein farnesyltransferase activity; CAAX-protein geranylgeranyltransferase activity
Source: RefSeq, a predicted model, not a curated record